GCACUCGAUUAAGUCGGGUUCCUACUGGAAGGUAACAGUAAAAACAAGACUCAUGGUGCCUUCGUGUAGGCGCCUUCGUAUAGGCAGGUUAUCCGGGGUCCGGGUUCCCGGGUUUCCGGGUCCCGGCUAAUGUAUUGUGAUACCACGAUACUCUUCUGGUAGGAGACAGUUACCUAGGACUCCGGCCUCAUGUGUCAUCGGCGCUGUUACUCUGUGAUGGGUCAUCCCAUCUAUUGAAACAUACUUAAACAGUUUGUCCAUACCCUUUCAAAAACAAUUCUUCAGCACAAAUUUUUUGUAAAGGACAGUCAAUAUGGGAUUCAGAGUCAUCAUCGUCGGGGGCAGUGUGUCGGGCCUAUCUUUGGCCAACAUGCUCGAGAAAUUCGGUAUAGAAUACCUUAUUCUCGAGGCACACCCCAACAUCGCACCCCAACUCGGCGCUAGUAUGGGGCUCCUUCCCAGUAGCCUCCGUAUCCUCGAUCAGAUCGGCUGCUAUGACCGUAUCCGGGAAAUGUCUGGGGACUGCUAUUACCAACCCAACUUUCGCCUUUCCAAUGGCCGGAUAUUAAGUGAAGAAAAGACCAUGACCUUCUCUGAGCAGUUGGAGCACAAAACCGGCUAUCCUCAGGUUUUUAUUGAUCGACAGAUGCUCUUGCAGGUUCUCUUCGACAAACUCAAGUCAAAAGAUAGAAUCUUGACGAGUAAACGUGUGGUUCGCGUGGAUAGUGUUGAGAAUUGCGUACAUGUUCAGACCGAAGAUGGCACUACUUACACGGGUGAUAUCGUUGUUGGCGCCGAUGGAGUUCGUAGUGUGGUCAGAAAGGAGAUGUGGCGAAACGCCCUCGAAUCUGGUUCCAAGCUAUUUCAGCCAGACGAAGACCAAGGGCUUGUAGCAGAUUCAAAGUGCAUCUUCGGCAUAUCUAAACGGCCCAAAACACUUCCUAGUACAGAUUUUCAAAUCGGCGCAUUCUUCCGUGGUUGGAAUUACCUGGUUCUCUCAGCUCCAGGAAACCGGCUCUAUUGGUUUCUAUUCCAGGACAUGGAGAAGGCCACUGGCAGUAGUAUCCCCAGAUUCACGAAGGACGAUGAGACCACUCUCGCAGAGCAACAUUUCAACGAUCCAGUCACCGCCACUACGACAUUUGGGGAUAUUUACAAUCAUCGUUUGCAUACCGCACUCGUUGCUCCCGAGGAGCACGUUUUUGCGCGAUGGCAUUUCCGGAGAAUCAUUACCGUUGGCGAUGCUGCACACAAGGUUCACCCCAACAGCGCUCAGGGGGGCAACGGCGCAAUCGAGACCUCGGCAGUUCUCUUAAACAGUAUCUUGCAACAACUGGAUCAAAGUUCGAAACCAUCAGAAGAGGAGGUUGAGGCAACCUUCGCCGAGGUUCAAACUAACCGUUUCGACCGCGCCACAAAUGCUCUCGAGCAGGGUCGUACAAUAUCAUCCCUCUUUAUGAGGGAUUCGCUUGCUUCCAGGCUAUUCGUUUGCUAUAUAUACCCCUGGUUUGGCGAGCGCAUAAUGAUGCGGCUUGCCUUUAACCAUGCCAAGACCGGCCCCGUCAUCGAGCGACUACCUCUUCCCAACCGACGCGGCGUCAUUCUCCCACACAGCGGUACUGUAACGAAACCUAGCCGUAUCAGGGUUCGUUGGGGCUUCGGAGCAUUCGGAGCGGCCAUUGUUUCGGUGUUUCUCUACCUCAAUAGAAGUUCGGGUUGGUCGGAUUCUCUUGUCUCGUUGCUUAAAACGCAACUCGGGUCGUCUUGAAACAACAAUGAAGAUGUAACUAUUCGUAGACUUGUUUUUUUUAUUAGGUUGAAUUAGUUAGAGCAGGUUAGCUAGGUUAUGUUUUCCCUUGCGUUAGUAUCUUUCCCCGAACAACCCAGAGAUAAAUGAAAUAUAAAUUUCCCUGAAAUCCGUUUGAAUAUAUGUUAAUAGUGUCAUUC
Messenger RNA from Annulohypoxylon maeteangense, 1947 nucleotides. RefSeq lists its product as uncharacterized. The record is from RefSeq and is a predicted model, not a curated record. Gene Ontology annotation, molecular function: FAD binding. Bases 314 to 1768 code for a protein of 484 amino acids. NCBI's taxonomy places the organism in Eukaryota, Fungi, Ascomycota, Sordariomycetes, Xylariales, Hypoxylaceae. The transcript is spliced from 4 exons.